Molecule: messenger RNA, 458 nt
Organism: Williopsis jadinii
Lineage: Eukaryota; Fungi; Ascomycota; Saccharomycetes; Phaffomycetales; Wickerhamomycetaceae
Gene: RDS3
Product: U2 snRNP complex subunit RDS3
Exons: 1
Coding region: 63-404 (113 amino acids)
Biological process (GO): mRNA splicing, via spliceosome
Cellular component (GO): U2 snRNP; catalytic step 2 spliceosome; precatalytic spliceosome
Source: RefSeq, a predicted model, not a curated record
AAGCAGGCAAGCCAACGCUCUUCUGCUUCGCUAAACAACGGUAUCGGGGACAUAUCACGGCCAUGUCGCGCCAUCAGUUCGAUCUUGUGAUGUGCUUAAAGCAACCAGGGACCCACAUCGGUCGCCUGUGCGAGAAGUGUGAUGGGAGAUGUCCGAUGUGUGAUUCGUUUGUGAGGCCAACGGCAAAGGUACGGAUCUGUGAGGAAUGUGCCUUUGGGCAAGGAGCUGAGAAGUGUGUGAUCUGUGGAGGCCACGGUGUGAGUGAUGCGUUCUACUGUCACACGUGUGUCAUGCUGGAGAAGGACCGGGACGGGUGUCCCAAGAUUGUCAACAUUGGGUCAAGCAGGAUGGAUGUCUUCUAUGAGAAGAAGAAACAGAGGCAGAUGGGGGAACUACAGAACUGAGGUCUUGUAUAGAUUGUAUAUGUAAUGAUAAUCGUGACAUCGUUAUGUGUGUAU